AUGUCCAAACCAACUAUCGUUUUCCUGCCAGGAGCCUGGCUACCUCAGCCUACUUAUGCCUCUUACCUUCAAGCGUUGGAGCAAGCAGGAUACCCCGUUUGCUAUAUCUCGUAUCCCUCCUGCGAUUCCGCGAGCGCCGAUUGCCAAAAGGAUGCUACAACUAUCCGCGAGAAAGCUAUCAAGCCACUAAUCGAGAACCAAGGCAAAGACAUCGUUGUGCUAAUGCACUCGUAUGCUUCUUUGCCAAGCGCAUCGGCAGUAAGGGGCUAUUCCAAGACGGACCGCGAACGAAACGGUCAAAAAGGAGGUAUAUUGGCAUUGGUCUGUAUUGGUGCAUUUCUAGUGCCGGAGGGCCUGAGCUGUGCUGGUUUGCAAGGAGGAAAGCUUCCGGAUUGGAUUCUGCUUAAUCAGCCCGAAAAAGGUCUAAAUGUUCCAGACAAUGCAAUUGAAAUAUUUGCUGCAGAUGUUGAGCCAGCCCUCGCAGAGCAAAUGGCCGCACAAUUGAAACCACAUUCAAACUUGGCGUUCAUGUCGGAGCAGCCCUCCUCGGCUUGGACUGAAUCGGCCUUUGACGGUCGCUGUGCAUACAUCGUCACUGGGGAGGGUCGAGCUGUUCCCAAGGCUGCUCAGUACCAAAUGAUAGAAGGAACUGGCAAGGAAUGGAUUGUGAAGGAAAUUCCGAGUAGCAGUCAUAUGGCACCGUUCAUGACUCUAACUGGCAAUUGUGUCCAGUUGGUGAAUGAGAUUUUGAGCGAAUGUAACAUAUAG
Molecule: messenger RNA, 768 nt
Organism: Talaromyces amestolkiae
Lineage: Eukaryota; Fungi; Ascomycota; Eurotiomycetes; Eurotiales; Trichocomaceae
Exons: 2
Coding region: 1-768 (255 amino acids)
Source: RefSeq, a predicted model, not a curated record